GGAGACGAUCGCAGUGUCCCUGCAAUGUUACGAGUAACCUGAUGCAAUUGUAACUCGACGGUUGGAUUGAUAGACAAUUCAGAAUAUAAUACGCGUUGAAAGGGUGAAAAAAUGGACGAGGCAAUCAUCGACUCGAUAUUCGCGGGAUCUUUGAAGUCCCUGCCAGCGGUUAGCUCCAAAAUUGUGAGAAUAUUCACCAGCUCGACUUUCACCGACACGACGAUGGAACGGAACACAUUAAUGGCUCAGUGUUACCCUAAACUGAAGGACUACUGCAGAGAGAAACACGGAUUAGAAUUUCAGGUGGUUGAUAUGAGAUGGGGUGUAAGGGAUGAAGCCACCGACGAUCACAUGACCACGGAACUCUGUAUGAGGGAGAUUGAAAAUUGUCAGAGACUCUCGAUGGGACCGAAUUUUGUGGUGUUUCUAGGACAGAAAUACGGGUAUCGUCCUAUUCCAACAUACGUGCUUAGCUCUGAAUUGGAGAUGCUGCACAGCGACUUGGAAGCUCAGGGAAUGGACGUGAGUCUUCUGGAUAAAUGGUACAAAAAGGAUAGCAACGCGGUACCACCAACGAGUAUUUUACAACCGAUAUCGUCGAUUCUGAAGAAUUUUAACAAUAAAAGAAUACCAAAGCUACAGCAGGAGGAUCAGGCCAUUUGGUGGGACACCAUGGUGAAAAUGCAGAAACUGUUCAGAAAGGGAGCACAGUCAUUGUACAACUCGGGGAAAUUCGACAAAGACACGAUGCAUAAUUAUUUCAUGUCCGUUACCGAGAGAGAAGUAAUCAAUGGCGUUUUGAACGUUAAAAACACGAAGAAUCACUGUUUGGCGUACGUACGAUACAUAAACAAUAUCAAUCUUCAGAAUUUGAGAAAGGCUAGUCUGUUCAUAGAUAUACUGAAUCGAAGCUUGGACAACGAGGCCUGCAAGUUGUUGGCGAAUUUAAGGGACGAGAGGCUACCGGACAAGAUCGAAAGUACCAAUUUGGAGAGAUACACCGUGGAGUGGAUUGGCCGGGAAGGUUUAGACCCAGAAACGCACAGCGAGUACCUCCAACACUUCAUAACGCACUUUUAUCGAAACAUAGUGAAGUUGGUGGACCGAGCUAUGAGAAAAGAGGACAGCUCUGCACAGGGUCAAAUCAUAACAGAGAUGUUGCAGCAUCUCCACGCUUGCAACAAUUCCGUCAAGGUGUUUUAUGGCCGAGAAGACACUCUGGUGACGAUCAAGGAGUACAUGCUGGGCAACAGCGACAAGCCUUUGGUUUUGUACGGGGAAGGAGGAUGCGGGAAGACGUCUUUAUUAGCGAAAAGUGCAGGUCUCACGAGCGGUACGUGGCUCACUGGGAAGAGACCAAUCAACAUAAUCCGAUUUCUUGGCACCACUCCAGACAGCAGUGCCCUGACACCUACGCUGAUAUCCAUUUGUCAGCAAAUUUCCUACAACUUCAUGUUGCCCUUUGAAGAAAUCCCCGACGAUCUGGUGCCACUGACAGCUUACUUUAAAUAUUUGCUGACUUUGGCCACGGUAGAGCAACCGAUUUUGUUAUUCUUGGACAGCGUCGACCAACUGACGGGGGUGCAGGGAAACAAAUUGUCGUGGCUGCCCACCAGACUUCCGACGAACUGCAAGAUGAUGCUGUCUUGCGCGGCGGAGAAAUCGAAUCCCGUGAUCUCUCGCGAUUAUCAGUUGCUACGCAGGAUGAUAGACACGGAGGAGAACUUUAUCGAGGUGGUUGCUCUCGGCGAGGAUCUAGCCAUGGAUGUAAUAAGGAUGUGGAUGAAAACGGCCCACAGAGACCUGAACAACUAUCAAUGGCGUCUGGUGGCUAACGCAAUAUCAAAGUGCUCUUUACCGAUUUUCGUCAAGCUGGUGUUCGCGGAGAUCUGCAGGUGGAGAAGCUACACGAAACCAGCGAACACUCACUUAACGAGCACCGUGAUGGACAGUAUAAUGAUGCUAUUCGAAAGGAUCGAGAAGCAACACGGUAAGAUUUUGGUGUUCCACGCGUUGGCGUACAUCACUGCCGCCAAGUCGGGCUUGUCGGAGUCGGAGCUCGAGGAUUUGAUCUCGUUGGACGACAAAGUGCUGGACGACGUGUACCAGUAUCAUUUGCCACCGGUGAGGCGGAUUCCACCUUUGCUGUGGACGAGGAUACGAAACGAUUUGCCCAACUAUUUGAGCGAAAGGGAAGCAGACGGGGUCAGUGUCCUCAACUGGUACCACAGACAAUUCAGAGACGCCGCCAAGGAAAGAUACUUCAAAAACAUGAACAUGGCCAUGUACUUCCAUUCGAUGAUUGCCGAUUACUAUCUGGGCAUUUGGGGAGGCGGACGCCCCAAACCGUUCAAGUACACUGAGAUUCAAAGGCACAGAUUCAACUUGGCAGACAAGGAAGGUGUGGCGGACAGGAAAGUACCCGAACAACCCCUGGCAUUCUACUCGAAAGAUUCCACCAUCACCAGAUACAAUUUAAGAAAGUUCGGCGAACUACCGUUCCACCUGGUCAGAUCGCGACGAUUCAACGAUCUUUUCGAGAACGUCCUCUUUAACUAUCAAUGGCUGCACGCCAAGCUCCGUUCUUGCCCGUUGCAAGCGGUGCUCGCCGAUUUCGAGGACGCGUGCACCUUCAUCGACAACCAGAGCAUCGUUAGAGAAUUGAUGCUGGUGGCUGACGCGCUCAGGUUGGGUGGCGCGAUUCUAGGCUCCCACCCGGACAUGCUUGCCCCCCAGCUAAUCGGGCGAUUACUGCCCGAAAUAGGGGGCAACGUGAACGUGAAAAUGUUGCUUCGAGCGUGCGACAACGACGGCGCCAAGGAUUGCGCUUUGCUUCCGGUUUAUCACUGUCUACACACACCCGGGGGACCCUUGAAAUAUUCGCUGGAGGGCCAUCAAUUCGCUGUGUUCGGGUUUUGCCUAACGUCGGACUAUCGAUACGUGGUCUCGAUAUCCAAUCGGUUCAUCACUUGGGAUCUGAGCACCAGCGACAUGGCCAGGGACGUUAAUCCCGGCGUACAGGGAAUUAUGCAACACCUAGUCCUGAGUCCCGACAACAGAUACGCCGCCGCGUUUACCACCAACAACCAGAGCGUCGUGUUGAACACUUUGACCAGCGAAUUCGUUAUUAUCGAUAAUCCCCUGCCGAACGACGAUCCAGUGUGCGGGGUUCAUCUGAUGAAUCAAUUUUUCUUUGUCUGCGGCAAGCUGGGGUGGUGUAGAUUCGAUUUACGAGGGAACUUGCUGGAGACUCACACGAACCCGGAGGACUCGAACAAGUGGCCGAUUUUGCACGUGGAACAUUCGAGUUUAGACGAUUACAGAGUGGUGUUUUGGUCUGGGAGUAUAGAAGAUACUAGAAUGCUUCUUCAUACGUACAGGAAGAAAGGAUCUUUGGAUCCUCUGCAUUUGCACAGCGUUCUGACGAUGACGAAGAACAAAACGGUUUUGUACACUUGUACGACCAAAACCGACAACCGAGUCACGAAGUACACCUGCGACGAGACGUCCUCGGAAUGGGAAAGGGUUUGCGACAUGCCCAGAGCCUUCAACGACGACGUCGAGUACUUGCUACAGUUGAAAUUGGACAGAGAGGAAGAGAUGCUUCUGGCUACGAGCGCAAACGGUUUUAUCGUUUGGUUCUUAGAGAGCAAAAGCGACGCGUGCAUCUUGAUGUUACCGAACGGGGUUCGAAACAUCAGCACGAGGAUGAUGUGCUCCAAUUCGAUAAUGGUCAGCAGUACAAAGAAUUACGCGGUCGCUGGUGUAAGGAAGAACUUGUACGUUUGGAAUCUAGAAACAACUGACCUGGUAAAAAUAUUAGACGCACACUUUGCUAGAAUCAUUCAGUUGGAAGCAUUGACCAUCGGGAAUUGGAACAGCGUAGUUACUUCGAGUAUCGACAGAAGCGUCAAAGUGUGGAAUAUAAAUAACAUUUUCGAACAAGUUCACGUGAUAGACAGACACGAGUUGCAGAUAGACAUGAUAAGUCUCGCGGAGGAAUGCAACUUAGCAGCUAUAGUCACCAGAGACUGUGUGGGGAUUUGGGACUUGCAUACAGGGAAGUUGAUUUCAAAAUUGGCGGACAGUCCUUUGGGGGCAAUCGUUACUCAUGCUUGCAUAACACACGAUGGGAAAUAUAUCGUUUCAACAGAAUCGGGCAACGUAUUGAUAUGGAACAGAAUUACAGAGCAAGUGUUGUUUAAAGAGGAACAACAAAACAUAAGACAGUUAACGUUGAUUGAUAAUUCGUCCAAGUUUAUAGCUGUUUCGAGACCUAAGAAUCCCGUUGGUGUAGAGAACAUGAAAACGGUUGCUACGCUUGUCAUAAGAGCGAUUCCGGAUGGAAAAACAAUAUUUUCGUUGGAGUAUCCGGUCAGAAGUCAAACAGGUACACCGUUCAGAAACGUUGUAGUCACAUCCGACAAUUCUUUCUUGAUUGCUCCGGCAGCGGAUAAGGGUAACAGAGAUUGUGUUAUAAUUUAUAAUGCAAAAACGGGUGCAUUGAUUAGCAAGGUUCCCGUAAAGUUGCCAGGAUUCAAAGAUAUUGUGUGCAUCACUCCCAUGCCAAAUAAACCACAAUGGGUAGGAAUAAUCGGGUUGGACAAAGGUAUUAUUUUAGAUAUAAACAAAAAGAAAAUUGUCCGUACAAUUCCGAAAUGGAGUGGAAAUGUUAGCAAAGAUGGAAAAUACACAUUAUAUGCACCCAGCAGGGGAGGUUUAGAGCUUCUAGAGUUAAAGAAAGGUGCCAGUGUAAUGACUUACAUUCCAAAAGUAGCAGAGGGAGUAUUCACUGUAAUAUCUAUGUUCAACCGUACGGAUGAAUAUGUUCUUUAUUAUCACAGUGGACGAAAAACUAUACGUGUAUUUAGAUCCGCGGAUUGUGAAAUGAUAGCAAAUUACAGAGUUCAAGCAGAAUUAAGUGCAAUUGAUAGCACUUAUGACGGUAAAAGCAUAGUUCUGGGUACAGUCGAUGGUUGUGUAUCUGUUUUAGCUAUAGUGGAUCCCAAAAAAGAAAAAAUGAAAGAGUAUGUUGCAGGCUUACCAUCUCGCGAUGAAGAUUGGAAAAAGAAAACUGAAAAGCAACGUGUGGCUAUUAAGUUUAAAGCUGCGGCUCGAAUUGCUCGAGUAACGCACGACUUAAGUGCGAUUAUACGAAGUUCGAACGUUUCGGAAACGAUUGAGGAGUUAGAUGAAAAUACUGAAUAA
Colletes gigas is the source of this 5208-nucleotide messenger RNA. RefSeq names its product NACHT and WD repeat domain-containing protein 2. Gene Ontology annotation, molecular function: protein binding. The coding region runs from base 112 to 5208 and encodes 1698 amino acids. NCBI's taxonomy places the organism in Eukaryota, Metazoa, Arthropoda, Insecta, Hymenoptera, Colletidae. The record is from RefSeq and is a predicted model, not a curated record. The transcript has 26 exons.